AUGGCACCAGUGAUGCUGGCAGCACAGAAUGCUCAUAGACAAGUGUUUGACUUUCUUGUGGGGCAAGGAGCCAAUACGUCAAUCUUGAGUAGAGCUGAUAUGAACAUCCUUCAUAUGGCAUGUGAAGGGGGAAAUGAUCCAAUAGUGAAGCAUGUCCUCCAACAGACCGUGACAGACAUUAACAGUAGAAGACGGGAUGGAUCGACUGCUGUCAUGCAAGCAGUGUUAAAUGGUCACAUAAAUGUACUUAACUUGCUCGUGAGUAAAGGUGUUGAUCUAACAAUGUUUGAUGAUAAGGGUUCUACUCUUCUCGAAAAGGCCAUUCAGGGAGGAAAUACUGAGAUAGUGAAAUAUGUAUUCAAUCAGACCAGGGUGGAUAUAAACAGGAAACACUGUGGGCUGACACCUGUAAUGCAUGCGGCAUAUUGUGGGAAGCUAGACGUUUUUAUGUUCUUUGUGCAAAAAGGCGCUGAUCUGUCAAUAACAGAUGAAAAUCAUGGAACAAUCCUUCUCAAGGCAUGUGAUGGAGGAAAUAUUGACAUAGUGAAGUAUGUUCUCGAACAGAACAUUGUUGAAAUAAACAGCAAAGGAAAGGAAGACCUAACACCAGCAAUGAAAGCAGCAAGAAGGGGUCAUAGAGAUAUAUUUGAGUUACUUGUGAAAAAAGGAGCUAAUCUGGCCCUAAAGGAUGAGUGGGACUUCAACAUCCUUCACCAUGCAUGUGAUGGAGGAAAUGCGGAUAUAGUAAAGUAUGUCUUCAAACAAAACAGCAUAGACAUCAAUACCAAAAAAGAAGAUGGAAGGACACCAGCAAUGAUGGCAGCAUACAAGGGACACAAAGAAGUAUUUGACUUACUCAUCAGAAACGGAGCAGAUAUAACUGUGGACGUGGACAUAUUCGACAGCAACAUCCUUCAUUUGGCGUGUCAAGGCGGAAAUGUGAAUAUAGUGAAGUAUGUCCUCAAACAAAACAGCAUAGACAUCAAUACCAAAGAAGAAGAUGGAAGGACACCAGCAAUGAUGGCAGCAAAGAGUGGACAUGGAGAAGUGCUUGACUUACUUAUGAGGAAAGGAGCUAAUCUAAGACUAGAAGAUACGUACGACAACAACUUCCUAUAUUUUACCGUCAAAGGUCAACUUACUGAAUUAGUGGAGUAUGUCAUCACCAAAAAUAUUGUGGACAUCAACAGUAAAAAUUAUAAGGGCAAUGCACCUGUGAUGCUGGCAACAGAAAAGGGAUUUGGAAAGGUGUUUGACUUGUUAGUUAGUAAAGAUGCUAAUCUAGGUAUUGUAAAUGCUGAACAGGAGAACAUUCUUCAUCUAGUCUUGGAUCAAACGUGGAGAUAG
Molecule: messenger RNA, 1347 nt
Organism: Haliotis rufescens (red abalone)
Lineage: Eukaryota; Metazoa; Mollusca; Gastropoda; Lepetellida; Haliotidae
Product: putative ankyrin repeat protein RF_0381
Exons: 1
Coding region: 1-1347 (448 amino acids)
Molecular function (GO): protein binding
Source: RefSeq, a predicted model, not a curated record